Molecule: messenger RNA, 3033 nt
Organism: Linum trigynum
Lineage: Eukaryota; Viridiplantae; Streptophyta; Magnoliopsida; Malpighiales; Linaceae
Source: the annotation of a GenBank genome assembly
UAGCAUAUCAAUAAAAAAAGGGUGGUCUUUUUUUUUUUUUUUGGUGUAAGGGGUGGUAUUUUAUAUUUGGAGUCUCUAUUUUUUUAAUUAAUAAGUUGAUUAUUUUAAGCAAACCAAAUGACCAAAGAGUCCCCCAUAGCUAUGCGCAGAAGCUAGUAAAAAAUCAAAUGGGUGGGUGCUCAUGAGGAACCUCUAUAUAUUGUUUGGAUUGGAUUGGAUUGGAGGAGGAGGAUAUUUGUGGGAAGCAAGGUUGUCAACCCGCGGGUCGACCUGCGGGUUGACCCACUUUGUGUUAGAAACAAAGUUUCUAACGGGUUUGGAAUUAGGGAAUUAGCUAGAUCAAUUAGGGAUUGACUUAGUUAGGGAUUGAGAAUUGGAGAAUUGAGAUAAAAAGAGGGGAAAAGAGGGCAGCUGCUAUUGCCGAAUUUGGGAGAGGGAGAGGGGAAGGGGAUGCAGGAAGAGAGAAGAAGAGAGAGGGUAGAUUUUAAGUUUUUGAUAUUUUAUUGUUUAAUGGAAAAAUAAUUCUCUACUGCAGAUUAUAUAAUCCGCCUAAUUCCCACCUCCUACCCAACUAAUAAAACGUAACAAUUGACUCCCUGCUUAUUGCCCGAAUACCCCAAAUAAUCCCCCAAUUAACAAAACCGACAACAAUGCAAAUUAACCAAAAGCUGCAAAUAAUUUGUUUCUAACACUUUGACCCUGACCUGGUGAGAAAAACGGGCCGCACGCACCCGUCGGGUCGACUGCUAUAAGGUACCGGGUUGGAGGUCAAAUUGUGCCAUUUUUUUCUUUGUUUUGCGAAAUGCGCCUAUUUUCCGAUUUUUCUUUUAGCCUAACUCAAUCUUUGGAAUCCUAAGUUGAACAUUUGAAUAUUAAUGUUAUAUAAGUGUGUGUGAAGUUUCACUAUAUGUUGAAUCUAAGUACGGAAUGUUAUUUUGGUGUAAUAUUAUAUGUUAUAACUCAUAUCUUAGAUGAGAUUUGAUAUAAUUUAUCAGAAUAAGUACAAUAUAACGACGCUUUCCAUAUUUCCGAGCUAAACCGGGCUAAAACGGGUGACCCAUUAACCCUUGAUCCACUAGCUCAACCGGGUCCGGGUCAACCCGUGGUUGACAACCUUGGUGGGAAGGGAAGCAAAACGCAAGCGCGUCAAAAUUCAAAACCCCGCUAAGUUAUAGACCUCCAUCUCCCCAAAAAUUCAAAAACCCUCCCUCCAUCCGCCAACCGUUGGCUCCAAAAAAAACUCCCCGCCCCGCUCUCGCUGUGUUAAUUCCGCCUUUUUUUGGGGACUUUCCCUCUUAUUUCAAAAUCCCCAGCCGCGCCACUUCCCAUCUCCUCCUUCCUCUCUUCCAAUUUUUCUAUUAACGGCCCUCCAUCCCCAGCUCCGCUCCACAGUCCACACCUCUCUCUCCCCGCACCAAAUCUCCCGCCCGCCGGAAUUCCGCCUUCCCAAAUCGGAGGCCGGAAUGAACUCUUCGCUCACCCAUGUGCCACCGGAAUCCUCUCUCCGCCAUCAUAGUUACAGCCGGAAGCAGAAGUCUCUCGGCCUCUUAUGCACCAACUUCUUGAACUUGUAUAACCGAGAUGGAAUCGAAGUUAUUGGCCUUGACGAUGCGGCCACCAGAUUAGGGGUUGAGCGCCGUCGGAUCUACGACAUUGUUAAUGUCCUUGAAAGUGUUGGGGUUUUGUGUAGAAGAGCUAAGAAUCAGUACACCUGGAAAGGGUUCGCUGCAAUGCCAGAGACUCUCCGGGAGUUAAAGGAUCAGGGUAUGAAGGAGAACUUCUGUUCAUCUGAUAACAAGAGUAACGACAAUGGAGCUAAAGGGCUGGAUGAUGAAAAUGACGUUGAUGACCGUGAGCUAGAGGCCAAUACAGGAAGCCAGAAUGACGACGAAGAUGACCGCGAUCUAGAGCUCAAUACUGGUAGCCAGAAUGAUUCUGCAGCUCCUAGUGGUACUUGCCAGUCUGCUGCUGCAUUGAGAUUAGAUAACAGGAAGGAGAAAUCUCUGGGGCUUCUUACCCAGAAUUUUGUCAAGCUUUUUCUUUGUUCUGAUUCGCAGUUAAUAUCUCUUGAUGAUUCUGCAAAGCUACUGCUUGGAGACGGCCAUAGUGUGUCGAUAUUGCGAACCAAAGUCAGACGGCUAUAUGAUAUUGCAAAUGUACUUUCUUCCAUGAAGCUUAUCGAGAAGACUCAUACUGCAGAUUCCAGGAAGCCUGCAUUUAGGUGGGUAGGGUUAAACGGAAACCACAACAGCAACAUUACAAGCACUGCUGCACCUCUUCCUAAUUGUGAACCAAGGAAAAGGGUUUUUGGUGCAGAUGUUACAAAUAUUAGUUUCAAGAGGAACAAGCUUGAUUCUCUAGUUUGCAAUAAAACCCAGAACAUGAAGAUGCAUGAUAAUACAAGUCAAAUCAAGGUUGAGAAUGAAAUGACUGGAUGUGAGGGAGGCAGCCUGAGCCAGGAUUCAUUUCAGGGGUCAAGGAGUUACCAAUUUGGUCCCUUUGCACCAGCUGCUGCGGUCAAAGAUAGUGGUUCUCCAAGGGUAGUUCCUCAGGUUCGUGAUUGGGACGCUCUGACCUCCACUUUCCGCCCUCAAUAUCAUAAUCAAGCUCUGAAAGACCUGUUUGUUCACUACAUGGAGGCAUGGCAAUCCUGGUACACAGAAGUUUCAGAGAAGAAACCAAUCCAGCAAAUCUCCUGAUGGACUUUUUCAUUCGCUGGCUCUCCUUUGUCAAAGCUCUCAGCUGAAAUGGAAGAGAUGGUCUCUCUCGUGGGUUGCACUUCCUUUGUGCACCAUAAAAAUUUGUAUGGCCAUCCUCUGGAUUGAUUUGUCAUUGACCAUUCAUUGUAGUGACAUCCAACGCAACCAACUGCCGCAUAGUUUUUCAUAGUGUGUGACUUGAUAGAUCUACGGAGUAUGAAUAAACUGAGUACAAAGCAAAUGAUUUUACACCUUGUUCUUUAUCAGGAGGUUUCAUUAUGAGCAAAGGUCUAUCUGGUUGUUUCUUAAUGUGGAACAAAAUAGAUGAGGGAAU